Molecule: messenger RNA, 3115 nt
Organism: Haliaeetus leucocephalus (bald eagle)
Lineage: Eukaryota; Metazoa; Chordata; Aves; Accipitriformes; Accipitridae
Gene: ALDH7A1
Product: aldehyde dehydrogenase 7 family, member A1
Exons: 18
Molecular function (GO): aldehyde dehydrogenase (NAD+) activity
Source: RefSeq, a predicted model, not a curated record
GUGGUGACGACGUACUGCCCUGCCACGAACGAGCCCAUAGCCAGCGUCCGGCAGGCUAGUUUGGAGGAUUAUGAAGAAACAGUAAAGAAGGCUAAAGAGGCAUGGAAGGUCUGGGCUGAUAUCCCUGCACCUAAGCGUGGAGAAAUAGUGCGACAGAUUGGUGAUGCCCUGAGACAAAAAAUCAAGGUUCUAGGAAGCUUGGUCUCUUUGGAAAUGGGAAAGAUUUUUGUUGAGGGUGUUGGGGAAGUGCAGGAGUAUGUUGAUGUCUGCGACUAUGCUGUUGGUUUGUCCCGAAUGAUUGGUGGACCUAUUUUGCCUUCAGAAAGACCUGGCCAUGCCCUUAUAGAGCAGUGGAAUCCUGUUGGGUUAGUAGGAAUCAUCACAGCCUUUAACUUCCCCGUAGCAGUUUAUGGGUGGAACAGCGCAAUUGCAAUGAUCUGUGGAAAUGCUUGCCUCUGGAAGGGUGCUCCUACAACAUCCCUCACUAGCGUUGCUGUUACAAAGAUAAUUGCCAAAGUCUUGGAGGAUAACAAAGUGCCUGGAGCAAUCUGUUCUCUGGUUUGUGGUGGAGCAGACAUUGGGACAGCAAUGGCAAGAGAUGAGAGAAUGGACCUGUUGUCCUUCACUGGCAGCACAAAAGUGGGCAAGCAAGUAGCGCUUAUGGUUCAGGAGAGAUUUGGUCGGAGUUUGCUGGAACUGGGAGGAAACAAUGCCAUUAUUGUGUUUGAAGAUGCAGAUCUGAACCUAGUCAUCCCGUCUGCUCUAUUUGCUGCUGUGGGAACAGCGGGUCAGAGGUGCACAACUGCUAGAAGGCUGUUCCUCCAUGAAAGCAUCCAUGAUGAGGUGGUGGCAAAGCUUGCUCAGGCAUAUGCCCAGGUCCGCAUUGGUGAUCCGUGGGAUCCUGACACUCUGUAUGGGCCUCUUCAUACCAAAGAAGCAGUGAAAAUGUUCCUUGAUGCAGUAGGACAAGCAAAACAACAGGGUGGCUCUGUGGUCUAUGGUGGAAAGGUCAUAAAUCGCCCUGGAAACUAUGUUGAACCAACCAUUGUGACUGGCCUUCCUCAUAAUGCACCCAUUGUCCACACUGAGACAUUUGCUCCCAUACUGUAUGUGCUGAAAUUUAAGGAGGAAGAGGAGGUUUUUGCCUGGAAUAAUGAAGUAAACCAAGGUCUUUCCAGCAGUAUCUUUACUAAGGAUUUGGGAAGGAUUUUCCGCUGGCUUGGGCCAAAGGGAUCUGACUGUGGCAUUGUGAAUGUCAACAUCCCAACCAGUGGGGCUGAGAUUGGAGGUGCUUUUGGUGGUGAAAAGCACACUGGUGGAGGGAGAGAAUCUGGAAGUGAUUCAUGGAAACUUUAUAUGAGACGGUCUACUUGUACAAUCAACUACAGCAAGGAUUUACCUUUGGCUCAAGGAAUCAAGUUUCAGUAACAGCCUUAUGAACAGCCAUGUCAUGAAUUCUAGCAUUUCAGAACCAAGCACCUUCCAAGCCUCAUGGUGAAGAAAAUUAAUUAUGUAAAACUUAUCUGCAGCAAAGAUACCAAUUCUGUCAAAAAAUCAGCUACUCUAAAAUUGCUUCACUUUCAAUGUAUGAAAUUACUACUUUAGUCUUCAAAUGAGAAAUAUGUGGUCUUUGGGAAGGAGGCAGGGUGACUGAAACUAAGAAAUUUGGAUUCAGGUGGCCUGGAUAAUCUGGUGCCUUAUCACUAUGUUUCAGUAUCAACACUGCCUGUAUCCCCUGCCUCCCCACCACUUGCUGAUAUUUCCAGCUAGUAUAUCUAGGCUUCAAACUAUGUGCUGAGUUUCCUACAGAUAACUGGUGCUGUGGGGGGUGGCCAGUACAGGGCUAUUUUUCAAUGCAUAAAUAAAGGUACAUUUUAUGAGAUACCUUGGGCUUCUAGGGUUUUUUGUUUGUUGUUUUGGAGCAGGAACAUUCAGCUGACUGUCUGUUUUCACAGACUGAGCUGCUAGCUGGGAGAAGUAUCACUGGGCUGAAAAGACUGCUUUAGUUUUCCUGCCUCUCCUUCAGGAAGGAGACUUUCACCCUGUGUGUUGGGAGAUAAGAGCUCUUCCGCAGAAGAGAAGGUGUGAGGAGUUGUAUUUUUCUACAAUAAGCUAUUCUGCUGCUGUACUCGCCCAAGAAAUGAGAAAAGCUGUCUGCCCUUUCUCAGAGCCUGAGCUGCCCUGCUGUGAAUGCCUGCACCCACCAGGGCAGCGGGCAGGGCUGGGGAGCAAGCACGCAGGCUUGGCCUCCACUCCUGUCCUCCCAGUUUCCCAUCAGCAGAGCCCGUUGCUGGGGCCAGAGGUACCAAAUAAAGGCCUGAUGCUAUAUGAAGCACAAACACGAUGGCCUGACUGCAGCGUUGCUGAGGGUAAGAGGCAAUGUGUGCUCACAGCAGUGCAUGAGCAUCUCAGACUGAGAGGUCUGCUCCUGUUUACAAGAUUUCCAGAGAAAUUAUUGUUUUAUAGUUACCUGGUACAGUGACUGCAAGGUAAAAGCACAGAGAUUUCAAUAUGAAGACAGCUUGCUUCACACAGUUGUGGCCAGAGCACUACAAAGCAGGAUUUUGGCUUGUGCAUUGAAUUAGAAGCUGAACAGAAUCUUGGUUAAACUGCUGCCUCAUCUUGCUGGUUCCUACACAGGACCUGUACUGCCUUCUGGGACACUGCUGGUUCCUCCGUGACCCUCCAAACUGCCUGGUAGUGAAUCAGCUGCUGUCCCGCAGCCUUUGGCUGCCUGAUUCAGAGCCAGACCAGGGAAUCUCAUAAAAUCUAGUUGUAACUGUUUUCUUCUAUGACUAGGAGUAUGUAUGUGUGGUAUGAUGGUCCUAUCCAAGCUUGCUCUUAAAUAUAGAUAAGUAAGUGCUGCCAAAAGGGAAUUAAACAUCCAAAGCAGCAUUUUCCACACCUACCCACAGCAGAUAAAUGUGUUUUUACCCUGGACAGUCAUGAUUUUUCCAGUUUCUCCUUCCUCUGCCAAACUGGUUACUCAGAUGCUCUGUUUAGCAGAGCUGAUAUAGCAGAGGCAAUGCAACAUACCUUUGCACUCUGGACUUGGCACAAAAUAACCCCAGCUGAUUUUCCUGGAAGCAAAUUAGGGAUACUGAUGGCACAGCAC